GAUCUUCAUCUUCACUCACUCGGCGCGCGGAUCAUGGCUCGGUUCGGUGUGGUGCUGCUGUUUCUGUCGGUGUUCUCUCAGCUUCACCGUGGAUCGCAGCACGAAGCAGGUGCGCAGCGCGCGCGGACGCGAUGGACGAAUAACGGGCGCGCGUACCAGCUGGUGAGCCCGGGGUCCCGGUACGUGCCUCCGGGGCGAAGAGAGGCGAACCGAGCAGAAUCCGCGCCGGUGACCGUGAUCACAGACCGACAGAACACCAGCGCGGACUCUACUGACCGGAUGGUGUCCGAUGACCCCUACGAUCCCUACAAAUCCGUCAGGAACGGUCCCUAUAGUCCACACUACAACUACUACGACUCGUACUACAGACCCAGACCGAGAAGCGCGCUGAGGCACCACGGAUACGGAACCAGAUACUUCCAGAACGGUCUCCCGGAUCUGGUGGUGGACCCCUACAUGAUCCAGGUGUCCACGUAUGUCCAGAGAGCGCCCAUGUACAGCCUCCGGUGCGCGGCCGAGGAGAACUGUCUGGCCAGUUCUGCUGCAAACGCUCGAGAUUACGACACCAGGGUUCUGCUGAGGUUCCCCCAGCGCGUGAAGAACCAGGGAACCGCAGACUUUCUUCCCAACAGACCCAGACACACCUGGGAAUGGCACAGCUGUCACAAUCACUAUCACAGCAUGAAUGAGUUCUGUCAUUACGACCUGCUGGACUCCAGCACACAGCAGCGCGUCGCCGAGGGUCAUAAAGCCAGCUUCUGUCUGGAGGACACGUCCUGUGACCCUGGACACUACCGCCGCUACGCUUGCACGUCUCACACACAGGGUUUGAGUCCCGGAUGUUACGACACCUACAGCGCAGACAUCGACUGUCAGUGGAUCGAUAUCACAGACGUCCAGCCGGGACGCUACACGCUGAAGAUUACAGUCAACCCAGGCUUCCAUGUGUCAGAGUCAGACUUCAGUAAUAAUGUAGUUCGCUGUGACAUUCACUACACCGGAAACUACGCGCACGUGUCCGGCUGCAGCGUGACAUCGUAA
Carassius auratus (goldfish) is the source of this 1041-nucleotide messenger RNA. Its product is annotated as protein-lysine 6-oxidase-like. NCBI's taxonomy places the organism in Eukaryota, Metazoa, Chordata, Actinopteri, Cypriniformes, Cyprinidae. The record is from RefSeq and is a predicted model, not a curated record. The transcript is spliced from 6 exons. Gene Ontology annotation, biological process: peptidyl-lysine oxidation; collagen fibril organization. Gene Ontology annotation, molecular function: copper ion binding; protein-lysine 6-oxidase activity. The coding region runs from base 34 to 1041 and encodes 335 amino acids.